AUGGCCACCAGUGGUGUGUCUUUGGCCCCUGCUCCAGGUGGAGCUAUGGCACAAGCCCUUGCCCCGGCGCCCACUCUCGCUGCCCGCCCUUCUGUGGCUCCAUCCCCAGGACCCGGCACCCCCGGCUCCAUCACCUCGAAGGAAUGGGUGAUCCCACCACGCCCCAAGCCUGGCCGCAAGCCAGCUACGGAUACACCGCCGACUAAACGCAAAGCGCAAAAUCGGGCAGCUCAGCGAGCGUUCCGUGAGCGCCGGGCUGCUCGAGUCAGUGAAUUGGAGGAGCAAAUGAAGGAAAUAGAAGAUAGCCACGACAUUCGGGUGGCUUCUCUUCAACAACAAAUAGGCAACCUCUCCAGCGAGGUGGAUCAGUGCCGUGAGGAAAUGGGCUGGUGGCGCGACCGAUGCCACGCUUUGGAGAAGGAGGUAUCAAUCGAGCGCAGUGCGAAGGAAGCCCUUGUCAAGGAGUUCCGGUCGUCUCUUGCUGGCCCUAAAGUCACCAAGCCCGCACCCAUCCCAGACUCUGUGCCAUUGCCGCCUCGCAAGACCAGAAGUAGCCGAAUGGAAGGUGUCCAGCCUACUAAUGUCGACCUUAACAAGGAAGAUGGACAAAUGAACGUACCCUUAGGAUGCAACAACUGCUCCAACGCCCACUGCCAGUGUAUUGAAGAUGCGUUCGGCAUGCCAAUCGAAACCCACGAGUCCUCUCGUUCUCGGCACGCACCACACGGUGUGGGCAGCCCGGAACGCGAUCAUAGGGAUCCUCAUAUUAAACCCGAUCCGGAAGAAAUGGAGAUCGACUUUACCGCCCAAUUCUCCAGUCUUCCACACCAGUCUCAUGAUGAUGCCAUCUCCUCGCCUCCCGUCGAUCCCUGCGGAUUCUGUCAGGAUGGCACCCCGUGUAUCUGUGCUGAGAUGGCUGCACAGGAGCAGCAACGCGUACGCAACGCCCUCGAGGCCAAUCGUCUGGCACCCAUUCAAUCCAUCUCACAGUUCACACCACCCCCAUCUGAGGGAGAUGUCCGCUCAGAAGUGACUCUCCCGCCCAUCACCCAAGCGACCAACCCCUGUGCCAACGGACCAGCGAGCGGCACUCCAUCGGGAGGAGGCUGCUGCGGAGGUGCAGGAAAGGACGGCGGAUGCUGCAUGUCAAAGAAUGCCCCCUCCACCACGACCUUCUCGCGUAACAACACCACCCUGCCUUCGCAACCUCCCGCACCCAAGCCCGCUCAACCCUCUGAGCUAACGCUCAGCUGUGCCGAUGCUUUCACCACCCUUUCCCGCCACCCUAACUUCUCCCGCGCCAGCGACGAGAUCUCCACCUGGCUGCCCAAGCUCCACACCCUCCCCAACCCCCGCGAUCUCGCUCCCCCAGACAGCCGAGCUGCCAUGGAAGUCGAGGCCGCCAGCGUAAUGGGCGUGCUGCGAUACUUCGACCGACGUUUCGCCGAAAAAUAA
This is a messenger RNA of Penicillium paradoxum, 1455 nucleotides long. RefSeq names its product bZIP transcription factor HapX (gene hapX). Gene Ontology annotation, cellular component: RNA polymerase II transcription regulator complex; nucleus. The record is from RefSeq and is a predicted model, not a curated record. The coding region runs from base 1 to 1455 and encodes 484 amino acids. NCBI's taxonomy places the organism in Eukaryota, Fungi, Ascomycota, Eurotiomycetes, Eurotiales, Aspergillaceae. The transcript has 2 exons. Gene Ontology annotation, molecular function: DNA-binding transcription activator activity, RNA polymerase II-specific; transcription cis-regulatory region binding.